Messenger RNA from Gossypium raimondii (Peruvian cotton), 2035 nucleotides. Its product is annotated as heterogeneous nuclear ribonucleoprotein 1. NCBI's taxonomy places the organism in Eukaryota, Viridiplantae, Streptophyta, Magnoliopsida, Malvales, Malvaceae. Gene Ontology annotation, cellular component: nucleoplasm. Gene Ontology annotation, biological process: regulation of gene expression. The transcript is spliced from 6 exons. The record is from RefSeq and is a predicted model, not a curated record. Gene Ontology annotation, molecular function: RNA binding. The coding region runs from base 150 to 1163 and encodes 337 amino acids.
AAACCAAAACAAUUUGAUUUUCCAUUUGUGGUUCGCCUUUCUCCUUCCUAUUUCAUAACCCUACCUUCUAGUUCUGCCAAUCAGUAAAACCCUAGCCCCACUUUUCAUUUCUCUCUUUAUCCUCCAUAGAUCUCAGAACCCUAACUUCCAUGGGUACCAGAAGAAGCAAUGACAACGAUGGUGCUAGCCCUGGGAAAAUAUUCAUUGGAGGCUUAGCGAGGGAUACAACUUCAGAGACAUUUAUAAAGUACUUUGAAAAGUAUGGGGACAUUACAGAUUUUGUUAUAAUGAAAGACCGGCAUACGGGUCGCCCCCGUGGUUUCGGGUUCAUUACCUUUGCGGAUCCUUCUGUUGUUGACACUGUUAUGCAAAAAGAUCAUGUCAUUAAUGGCAAGCAAGUUGAGAUUAAGAGAACUAUCCCGAAAGGUUCUUCGCAGUCAAAUGACAUCAAGACAAAGAAAUUAUUUGUUGGCGGGAUUCUGACAUCUGUUACCGAAGAUGAAUUCAAGAAUUUCUUCUCAAAGUAUGGAGAGGUGGUGGAACAUGAGAUAAUACGAGACCACGCGACAAAGCGAUCUCGGGGUUUUGGGUUUAUUGUGUUUGACAGUGAAGAAGUGGUUGACAAUAUGCUGGCCAAUGGAAACUUGAUAGAUAUGGAGGGUACUCAGGUUGAAAUCAAGAAGGCUGAACCAAAGAGAGCCUCAAACCCAGCACCUGGUCCUGGAUAUGGUAGGGAAUCUAAUAUACGCUCAUACAACGAUGGUUUUGGUGGAUUUUGUGACUAUGGUGGUGAUGGUGGUUAUGGUCCUGGUCCUUAUAGGUCUUUUGGAGGUUUUGGCACUAGAUUUGGAGAUUAUGGUGGUUAUGCUGGUAGUGGUGCUGGUUUUGGUGGUAGUUAUGGGGGGUUUGGUGGUGGUGGUUUUUAUGGUUAUCAUGGAGAUCCAUCAUUUGGUUAUUCUAGCAGCUUUGGUUCCUAUGCUGGUGGGCUUAGUGGGAGUGGUAUAGGUGCAUAUGGACGUGCAGGUGGCGGCUAUGGAAGUUAUGGUGGUUCAGGCUCAAGUGGUAGUUAUGAUUCAGGCCCGGGUGCUGGUUUUGGUGGUCCUGUAUAUGGUAGUAGAACAGGAUACGGAGGCAGUAGUCGCUAUCAUCCUUACUCAAGGUAGAGCAUGAUUAAGAUCUUCCAUAGAAGUUGCCCCAGGUUUUCAAAAUCUUCAGCAUUUCUCGUCGCACAGUUUGGUAGGCACCGUGCACUUUUGCAAGUUAGCACUACCUAAAAAGAUCCGAGGAACAAUUAGAUUCGCUUGUCUUCGGUCCAUUGCAUAGAGAACCCAAGUUAGAUCAUCAUCAGCCUAGAGCUUCUCAUCAAAUGGCAAACUUGAAUUUUAGUGUAGCUGCUAUCUUUUGCAUUAAGUUUCUUUUUCCCUUUUUAUUGUAGUCGAAGACUUCUAUCUUGUUUUGAGCUUUAGUUAGAAUUACUUUUGAGGUUUGGCUGUAACUUUUAGGCAAUUAGUAAUCAUACGCUAGAUUGUCGAUCACCUAGAGGGGUGGUUGCGUCUUUUAACAUUCUAGUUUUCUUGGCAUGUAAAUCUCAAGUCGUAGGUAACUUUCAGGGGAAGCAAAUGCAUCAGAGGUAAUUGAACUACUCAGUUUAAGCUUCUGGUAUGGCAGCAUACCGUUGAACUAAACUGCAUUUAAGCUUAGAUGGCUUGAAAUGCUCGUAGCUAUAGAUAGCUUUUGUGUGUGUGCACAUUUUGGGGGAAUGUAUAGAUAGUUCAGAUCAAAAGGGUUUGUAAAUGUUUGUUGAGAAGGUCCUAUACACUAACCCUGAGGAAGUAGUCAAUGAAACAUAUUGGUUUUGGCUGAAUAAAAAGUUGCUUGUGAUAAUAAUAUACGCUCCGGUGGUGGAUGUUUACUCGGACUAGGAUGUAAAUGUUGGCAUGUAUUUAGACAGCUUUCCGAUAUUUAUGUUGGAAUAUUUUUCAAGCAAAAUAGAGUUUGGGAAAUAUAGGGGGUGAUAGGUACACUUGUUCUUGCA